Molecule: messenger RNA, 444 nt
Organism: Symbiodinium sp. CCMP2592
Lineage: Eukaryota; Dinophyceae; Suessiales; Symbiodiniaceae
Source: the annotation of a GenBank genome assembly
AUGGCCAGGGCAGCCAAGCCGGGGAAGAGCAAAGGACUGAAAGGCAGAAGGAGAGUGCCUGGCAAGAGCAGCAAGGCUGUGGUCAAGAAGCAGCAGAAAGUCCGAAAGCGCACUGCGAAGCAGAAGGCGCGAAAGAAUUCCGCGGUGGAUGACUUAGCAGACAGAUUGGCCAAAGUGAGCAGCCCAGCAGCUUUUACAGAAGCGGCUGGAAGCAGAGAAGCAAAGAGAGCGGGCCGGAUGCAGGUUGACACCCCAGCGAAGGAGGGGCCCUCUGCUGGCAAGGCCCUGUCGCGCGAGGAGCUGAAAAGAAAGCUGAAAGCAAAGCUGGCUGGGCAUGCCCUGGAUCGCACACAAGGUCUGGAGAAAGGCCAAGUGGACAGCAGCGGACUGAAGAAGAAAACGGCAGCCGCUCCAAGCAGCAAGCAGAAUAUGGAUGUCAGCUGA